CAGGUAGCGUUUAUUCUUUGGACUUAAUAUUUCUUUUGUAUCAAUUGGAGACAAAAUCACCAGGAAUCUAGCUUUUUUGCUGCUUAUUUUCAGAACCAUAACCGAAUAAGAAAAUGAGCGAAAAAGUUGUUUAAGAAGGGGUGUAAGAGUAGGGUCCACCUUCACAGAAAACCAGGGAAGAACAAUUUUCUUUGAAUUUUUCUGCUUCUAGUUACAGCUGCACAAGCUUUCUUUCUUUUAAACUGAUUUAGCAGUAUUCACACAUGUAAAGUCAUGCUUUUGGCAUUCUCUGAGGAUAUAUAUAUAUAUAUAUAUAUAUAUAUGUAUCAACAUGAUUCCAAGAAUUCACAGAUGAAACCAGUUUCUGAAGUUGGGUUUUGCUGCUGCUGAACCACGUUGCCCCACCCGUACCCAUCCCAUUGGAAAAUUUUGUUGCUUUAAGCUAAAUUAAUCAUAGAAGGGUACUUGUUUUAGCUAAAGUUCAUUGACUUUGCUCCGGGUUCCGUUGGUAAUGGGGAUUGAAGACUAAUUUUGAGAGAAUUUGUUGGAUUGGCUUGGCUAAGAUCAUUCGUCUUGUGAUUGAGAAAUGGAUGAAAAGGGGGUCUCAGGUUCUUUUGUUGUCAUAUCCAAGGAGAAUAGUGAUAGCUUGUGUCCGAUGUUUUUUGGCGUUUCCUGUGCAUUUUUUGCUCUCAGACUCUUGCCAGAGCCUGAUAUGUGUGAUGAUAAAUGGUCUGAAAUAAGAAAUAGGAUGCUUCAAGGGAGUGCUCACCUCUUGGGACUUCUGGUGUGGAGAGUUCAGAGGGAAGAGGUUGAGUCAGGGAAGUCUAAGCUUCUCCACAAGCUCGAGGCUGCAAAAAAAGAGGCUGAAGAAUUGAAGAAAAUACGAAGUGAAGAUGCAAAAGCUAAUGAGAAAGUUGUCAGCAUAUUUGCUGCCCAAGAACAGACUUGGUUCAAUGAGAGAAAGAAACUCAGACAGCAAAUUGGUGCUCUUGUGAAUGAAUUGAGAGUACUCGAGACGGAGAAGGAUAAAACUAUUUCAGAAUUAAAAGGAAAAUUGCAAGAGAACGAAGUUUUAAUGCAGUCGAAGGAUAAAUCUGUUGAGGAAAAGGAGACUAGGAGUCGGGAAUUAGAGGAAAAUCUGAAGAAGGCUGAAAACCUGGUGGAGGAAUUGAGAGCAGCUGUCAAGCGUGAAGCUCAACUACACUCCAAUGAAAUCUCAAAGCACAAAACUGCAUUUAUUGAGCUCGUAUCAAACCAGCGACAGCUUGAAGCGGAGAUGGGACGGGCUCUUAGGCAAGUCAAAGUAGUAAAGCAAGAGCUUGAUUCAGUACUAGAGCAGAAGGAGAAGUCUAUUUUGAUGACCCAAAAAUUAUCCUUGGAGCUUGUAAAAUUGCGAAAGGAUUUGGAACAGAAAGACCAGAUUUUAUCAGCUAUGCUUAGAAAGUCCAAAUUGGAUACAGCCGAGAAACGAAUGCUUUUAGAAGAAGUAAAAUUAUCGAAAUCUAAAAGAAAGCAACUUGAGCUAGAAACAGCAAGGUGGAAGGAAGUUUCUGAGUCCAGACAUGAAAGAAAUUCAUUAAGAAAUAUGUUGUCUAAGCAUGUAAAUUCAAAGUCAGAUAUACAUUCAGUUGGCGAAGUGGUACAUUCAAAAGCAACAAUGCUACUGGACAUUGGAAAACCCCGUUCAGAGAAAACUGACUUUCUUUCUGAGUACAACCAGCCUAACUUUUGGAAAGGUCCAGAAGCAUUUUCUCCUGUAUCUGAGCCACACUCAACUGAUGGAAGUGAGGAACAGAAGUUUACAACUGAUAUUCUGCACUUGGAAAAUUGGGUCCAAUCCGAGUCUGAAAAAUGCAAGAUUGCAAUUCAAGAGAGACAUCAUAUUGAAAUGGAUGCUUUUGCUGAACAACUGAGACUGAAAGACAAAAAAAUAGAAGCUCUCCGUUGGCAUUUGUUGAGCAUGGAACUGGAAUCAAAGAGGUUUCAGUCGCACGUUGAGGGGCUUGAUCACGAGCUGGCUCGGCUCAGGCAAGAUAAUCCGAAGUUGGAAGCAAGAUUGCUGAACCGAGAAGCAGAAUUACAUUCUCUGAAAGAAAAGUUGGCUUUGUUGUCAAACUCACCAGAUUUUCAGAAAACUAAAUUCAACUCAUCUCUGCACAAGGGAGCUGAAUCCCGUGAUCCUGUUUGGUCUAAAGUAAAGAUCAUAAAAAGAAAACCUGGGAAAAAAGAGCAAGAAACGAAGAUGAAACCUGAGGCAAUAUCGCAAGCCGUGGCAAUUGAGGAGGAAAAUGAAACCUCGGAAAAUAGGCAUCUCAAGGAUAUCGUUUUGACACUUGAAUCUCCGCAGAAGGAGAUAAAAGAAGGGGAAGUUGCUGCCUUUUCCAAGGAUAUUUUGAGUGCUGAAACAUCAACUUCAAUAGGACAGGGUAUAGGUACGAAAACUAAUCCUUCAUGGAAGGUGGAUCUUCAUGCUCUUGGUGUCUCGUACAAAAUCAAAAGGCUGAAGCAGCAAUUACUCAUGCUUGAGAGGUUAACAGGAAAUCAAGAAAGUUGUGAAAAUGGUGAAAGCAACAAUGAUAUACAAUUUGGGAUAAAGGGAUUUUAUGCACUCAUGUCAUUCUUGAAUAAACAAGUUGAUCGAUACCAGUCCCUUCAGGGAAAUACCGACGAUAUUUGCAAACGAAUCGAGAGUGCCCUGGAUUUCAACAGUGGAAGUUCUAAAAUUGCUAGAACUGAGGAGGAAACCAAAAGGCUGGAGCUCUUUCUUGAAGAAACCUUUAAGCUGCAGCGAUAUAUUGUUGCAACAGGGCAAAGACUAAUGGAAGUCCAAACUAAGAUUGCUUCCGGCUUUGAAAGGGACAUAGAAGAAAUCGAAAAGCCUGCUAAUUUUGACAUGAAACGAUUCGCUGAUACUAUUAAAACUCUUUUCAGAGAAGUACAGAGAGGAAUUGAAGUCGGAAUAUCUCGACUCAUUGGGGAUCUUGAGGGAACCCUUGCAUAUGAUAGUAUCGUCCAUUUCCAAAAAUAGCGACAAACUGUGGAUAGUGAAAGAAGAGGCCAAUACAAAGGUUCUUGCCUUGAUAGUGAAAGAAGAGGCCAAUACAAAGGUUCUUGCCUUGCCAUUUUUCUAAUCCUUUGUGGAACUUUUAUGGUGAAUAUGUAUAGCAAAGAAGCUGUUCUAAUGUAUUAAAUUAUUCAUCCAACUAUAGUGCUUAAAAUGAGUAAAAAUACAUAGAUGAUUUAGAAACAAUGGAGCUGGAGCCCUUUUAUUUGGAACGUAUAUGCUUGAAUCAUAUUGUACAUCCAAAAUGUACAGCAUUGUUAACAUUCAAUGGGGUGUAAAAAUCUAUGCCAUUGAUUUUUUUAAGUGUAGUUAAAAUCAAUGGUAAAUAUGUUGGUCAUCUCA
This is a messenger RNA of Olea europaea var. sylvestris, 3406 nucleotides long. RefSeq names its product golgin subfamily A member 4. Lineage: Eukaryota; Viridiplantae; Streptophyta; Magnoliopsida; Lamiales; Oleaceae. The record is from RefSeq and is a predicted model, not a curated record. The transcript is spliced from 4 exons. Bases 587 to 3028 code for a protein of 813 amino acids.